UGCGCCAGCCUGCUGGCGGCGUGACGAGAGCCGUUGCGGCACGCAGUCGUGCAUCAUUGGUGGCCACGCAUCGCUGCUCGUAGCGUAGCUUGAUCGUGCAGGGCUGAACGCCAGGGAGAGCGCUCUCAAGCAACAAAGAGAGCGUGCUGUUGCCGCUGCGCGGCGGGGCGUUGUCGGCGCAUCCGUUGAGAGCGGCAAGGAUGGCAUUGAUCAAACUCAUAGCCCUCGCCGCGGUCGCGCCGCCCGCCGCGCCACUGGUGCCGCGCGCGCGCCGGAGGGCACCGCUGCUCCGGCGAGCGUCGACGCAGCAGGGCACGCUGCCGCCCGAGGAGAGCGCCGCGCCGGACUGGGAGGCCAUGUGGGCCGGCGGCGGCGCCAGCAAAGAGCCAGCGCCAGCACAAAGGCCCGGCCCCGUUAUUAGGGGCGUGUCCGCGUCGCCGGCCGCCGCGGCGCGUGAGGGCUUCGACGCGUGCGUCGAGGCCUUGAAAAGGUUAAAUAUUGAUGCCAGGAUUGACGUAGAGCUGGGCGACGACGAUGGAUGGUGUCGCGUUGGUGUCGACUUCCAGAAUGAUGUACUGGAAGCUCAUAGGCGGGGCCUGCGGUGCGUGUUUAUCAAACAGGAAGAGGAACGACAGAAUGACGCCAUAUCAUCGGCAACACCACCCGCCGAGGGCACGCAGAAAACGUACACCGCCAUGGGCUCGGAGACGUACCUCCAGGAUUCAUUACUGGAGGACUUCGCGGACGGCGUCGUGAGUUCUUGGAGUGAGGUACCUGAUGUUGUAGCAGAGUGGACCUCGUCGGCAACGGAGGACCUCUCUCCUGCCGUCUUCGCGGAGCAGCUCGUUAAAGCUGCGGGCGGCGGGGAGUUCUGGCCCCGGUUUUUGGAGGAAGGUAUCCAGGACGUAGCGACUCUGAAGCUGUUAACGGAGGAGGACCUCAAGGAGCUGGGUUUGCCUCUAGGGUGCCGCCGGCGGUUGCUAGCCGCUCUGAACUAA
This is a messenger RNA of Pelagomonas calceolata, 998 nucleotides long. The record is from the annotation of a GenBank genome assembly. NCBI's taxonomy places the organism in Eukaryota, Pelagophyceae, Pelagomonadales, Pelagomonadaceae.